ACAGAGUUUUUAGGAGUGAUUGCUCCACUAGAGAAGUGUAUGAGAAAGGAGCUAAGGACGUUGCGAUUUCAGUAGUCAAUGGAAUUAAUUCAAGUGUUUUUGCAUAUGGACAAACGAGCAGUGGAAAGACAUUCACGAUGACUGGAAUAACCGAGUUUGCAAUAGCUGACAUAUAUGAUUAUAUACAAAAGCACCCAGAAAGAAAUUUUGUGUUGAAAUUCUCGGCUAUGGAGAUAUACAAUGAAUCUGUUAGGGACCUCUUAAGUGUAGAUACUACUCCACUAAGACUCCUUGAUGAUCCUGAGAGAGGAACCAUAGUUGAGAAGCUUACCGAGGAAAUUUUGAAGGACUGGAAUCAUGUGAUUCACCUCCUUUCCAUAUGUGAAGCUCAAAGACAAAUUGGAGAAACAUCCCUUAAUGAAAUGAGCUCCAGAUCCCACCAGAUUAUUAGACUGACGAUCGAAAGCUCUUCACGUGAGUUUUUAGGCAGGGACAAUGCAAGCACUCUUACAGCUACUGUG
This is a messenger RNA of Striga hermonthica, 521 nucleotides long. NCBI's taxonomy places the organism in Eukaryota, Viridiplantae, Streptophyta, Magnoliopsida, Lamiales, Orobanchaceae. The record is from the annotation of a GenBank genome assembly.